AUGCCAACCUCCCCGCCGUACCUGCGCGGCUACCCGGUCGAGAAAAGACGUGACGUCUGGCUACAGUGGGCUUUUGAAAACAUCAGCCCAGUCUUCAACCGCUUCCCCGGAGAGCGCGCUUACGUCGUUUUCCAGUUGGAAAAUCUCGAGUGGAUAGGAAACUGCUCCCUUCCUCCCGCCAACAGCGACUCGGACGCCUGGUGUCGCCUCAAGCAAACUUGGGGACCCGCCGAGACGCCUCCUAAGGGAACCAUUCCCUCAGUGGCCGACUGCGAGGUCGUGCGUCUUUUGAACAAGGGCUACGUUCACGAGUACAUCGAGCUGAACCUGAGGAAGCACGGCUGGGAUCCCUACAAAUGCUGCGAUCCGUCUCUCAAAGUCGAGCAGAAAAGACUCAACGCUCCUUCCCCGGCAAAACCUUCUUCCUCGGCGGCGGCGACUCCUGCUUCGACUGGUGUUCGUUCGUCUCCGGCGGCUUCUUCCUCCAAGACAACUCCUUCCUCCAUGACAGCUUCUUCCUCCACGACAGCUUCUUCCUCCACGACAGUUCCUGCCUCGAAGACAGCUCCUUCCUCAAAGACAACAGGAACUGGGGUUCCCACCAAUGGAGCGACACCCGGCGAAUUACGUGAUCGCUUGAUACGUGCUAUGUCUUCGCCCUCCCGAGGUGCUUGGACACCUGGACGUGGGACUUCCUCAUCUGUCCGAGGCACCUCAUCGCCUACGCGCAUCCCCUUCGCCCAUUCGUGGCGGUUCCCCAUCAGGUCGCGGUGGAAGAGGUCCUGCUACCGCUGGACGGGCUGGCAUCGCUUCUGGACGUGGCGGCCUGUCACCAAGACCUUCUCGGCGUACAGAGACUACCCCUUCUACCCCAGGCUUGCCGAAGCCAACAACUUCUUCCCCUUUCAAGCCCCCGACAAGACCGAUCGUCAAAGAGGAAGGCACGCCUUCUCCUGCUGUGCCAGUGAACCGGAACGCUGGUUUCGGGUCCACUGGAUCUCAAAAGCCUACCCAGGCAGCCCCGAAGGCUCACGCAUGGACACCCACGUUUGGAUCGGUGCCGGCUGCUUCCCAAGCUGCACAAACCAACUCGACCAACAACCGUCAGGAAGCACAUUCGGCGAGGAGAAGGACUUUGGUGGACGGGGUUGGCUCUUCGGGCAGCCCGAAACCCCAAGCCUGAAUAAAUCAACAGCCUUCAACACGUCUGUCUCUGAAGGGGGAGUUUCGGGAAUCAAGAAUGCUGGAGGAGGCUCCACCGAGAAUCAAACGAAGCGUCAUGCCUCUCCGGGACAUCAAACCGGCAACCCAACGGUCGAAAAACACAACACUCCGUCUCGAGGGGUACCUUCGUCUUCUAAGCCUGUCGUCAGCAGCGGGGUUCCCUUCGGUGACAACAAAGGUAGUGUUGGCGGCCGUGUUAUCAUGAACCCACCGCCUGCAGUUGAUCCGUCCAUUGCUGUCCAGGAUCCUGCCAAAUCAUACGACGAGCUGAAGGGAGACUCAUUUGGAAGACGUCCCCGCAGCGUUCCUCUGGCAAAGGAUUUGACUCCGCAGAACGUGGAAUGCACCCUACAAUCUCACAACAGUCAGUCGCGGCCGGCGGCCGAGAAAAAGAUUAAGACACAGUCUCCAGCCAUCGAGAAUCUUCAAACGACAGUCACGCCGAAGGAAGAGCACCUUCAUGUGAAUGACGAUCUACACAAGAACAACAUCGAGAGAAUGUCGGCCAAACUUUUCAAGAGUUCUCGCCCAACUCUCCAUGCUUACCUCCGUGACGAGAUUGAGGCCAUGUCGAAAACCGUCAUGGGCAACAUGAGAAAGCGCACUGUGGAGGUGCUCGGCCGUCAAUCAAACUCUCAUCUCGGAUUCGCUACUCUUCGAGACGUCGAAGAACUCACGCUCGCAAUGAUGGAAGCCGAGAUAAACUCGGCGAGGAAAGCCGCCUUGGAACAGAUUGACAAGCUCGACAAGCAAGGCUCAGAUGUCCCGAUCAAGCGCGAAGCUAGCGAGCUCGAGGGAGGACGAGUCGCUGAACAUGCUCGAGAAGCCAAGCGCCACCGCACCUCCAACAGUGCCAGCUCGCAGGAUUGUGUUCAGUCAUGA
Molecule: messenger RNA, 2106 nt
Organism: Colletotrichum gloeosporioides
Lineage: Eukaryota; Fungi; Ascomycota; Sordariomycetes; Glomerellales; Glomerellaceae
Exons: 3
Coding region: 1-2106 (701 amino acids)
Source: RefSeq, a predicted model, not a curated record